UAGCCGUCGCGUAAACUUUGCGUGUUCAGAUUCUUUGCGCGUUUAAGUUUUUUUUUGGUUUCUUUGUUACCUUAAUUUCGUUUUAGGUUUUUGUUUCUUCUCUCGAUUAGUCUAGCUAUAUUUGUUUCGUGGCGUUGAUCGCUGAUGUGGUGGUGAUUUAAAGCAUUUCGGUGUGUUAUAUGUUAUUGGUCCGAAUUCCUUCGGUUCGCAGUGCUUAAAGCCCAGGUCGCGUUACUUGUGCUAGAUUCGAGAAACUGAUCAGCUGGACGGAGCAACCAAAGUUGCGGGCAAGAGCGAGAAAGGGACUGUCAGCUUCCUCUAACGCCAGUGUUAGUGUUUGUGUUGUGAUGUGAGAGGGGACACGAGGAACAAAACUUUGGCUCAUUUUCUGCCUUCGGCGAGGCCCGGCGGGUGCAAGUUUCUUCGAGGUCGAGUUAGGAGGCCAUAACGGAUCUGGAUUCGGUUGCUGGUUGAAAACGAGCUGGCUGACUAAGAUAAUGCGAAACAGUAGUUCGCAAACCAUCGCCGCCAAACCGUGUGUCAUAUAAAUCAGAAUCUAGCGACGACGACGACGACGGUUGUGUAAAAAGUUGCACCUCAAAAAACCCGAUGAGAUAAGAAAUAGAGCCGCGCGCGUGUGUGGUGAAUGGGUGUUUGUGUAUGUGUUAUCUUCCGAUAACAGCUCAUGUUUGAAGAAAGAGUCGGAAGAGCAAUAAGUGAUCGAAAAAUCGAGGUGCAACGAGAUUGUUAUCAGCUGAUGUAAUUUCAGCUGCACCAAUAAAUAAUAAUCACCUGAAGCGCACCCAGAUAGGUUCGGUUUGAGUGUUGAUAUAGCCGGUGCUGACGGUAAGCACGCAGUGACGUUGUGAAAGUGUGAAAACCACAAGUGAUGGUGCUGUUGUAGCAGCGUGUUGUUUUGUUGUUGUUGUUGUGUAAAGGGAAUUGAGGGUGGAAAGAAAAUCAACUAUCGCGGUUUUCAGUUUAUAGCAGCAACUGGUUGGAAGGAAGGAAAGUGCCGAUAAAUUGUAAAAUAAAUAACGGUGCUAUUGACGGCAGUAUAGUGUGGUAGCGACUGUGCGGUGUCCAUUGUUCGUGUGCAGAGAACCGUUCGACAGUAGGAAUUAUUGUACGUAAAAUUGUGCUGCGAAGCGCAGCAUGAAUACCGAAACCAUCGAUAGAAUUGGUUUUUUGCUAGCGGUAGUGUGUGGCUAAUUCAAAGAGAGAGAAAAAAAAUCAAUUCAAUUAACCAACAGUUUGUGAACUAUUGGAGCGUGCGGUCGGUGUGUUUUUUACUUUUUCAUUCAUGUUGGGAUCGUUCCCCUAGAUGCCGCCACAGAUUUUACCCUCAAAGAUGCAAUCUCGCGAGCAUCCAUUCAAUCGUUCGACGCGACCCUUGCUGGAACGUCGCGCUAACAUGGCGCAACCGCAAGUACUCAGCAGUAAACAAAUCAACGCAAAAUCUCCGCCGACACGCGGUUACAACGACUUUAACCUGAUCACUCGGCAGUAUGAGAAUCUGAACUCGAACAAGGGCUACCCGUACGGUAGUCCUCCCUCGCCAACACACCUCAACAACAUCGACUUUCAGUUUUCGGACGUAAACGAACCACCCUACCGACCGGUAGCACCGGCUGUAACAAGAUAUCUUCCGGCCAGCACCAAUCGUAACAACAGUGACCACGAAGACGACGACGAUGACGAGGAUGACUACGACGAACUGGUCUACCAUCAUAACCAGUUGAAUGUCCAACAAGCCCCUGCCGUUCCGAGACGGCGACUGAUUGAUGCAAGUUCGCCUCCGGUUCCACCGCAGCGGAUUAUCCCGGUGCAAACUCCACCGCCACCACCCCGGGGGGAUACUCCCGAGCACGAGGGACCGUUCGUGUUUGGCGUUCAUCAUCCGAAUGCUUUUACGCCGGCAUACGGCAAAGGCAAGGAUGCCGUCCUCGGCGGCAAUAGCAAUAAUAGCAACAUCAGCAGCAAUGGCAGCCCUAACUCAUCCAUCCAGAACAACAGUGAUAUUAGCUCUAGAACUACGUCGUCCAGUGAGAAGGAAAGGCGAGCACUGGUGAAGGAGAAGAAACAUUCGAAACGAACCACCAAAAAAGACAAGAAGACGAAAAAAUCGGAGAAACAGAAGGAACCUCCGCGGUCCACCAAAGAACCUCCGAACGUGAAGUGCGUUCUGGUCGGUGACGGAGCUGUGGGAAAAACGAACCUGAUAGUAUCGUACAUCCAAGACCGAUUCAUCCCGGAGUACGUCCCGACAGCCUUCGACAAGUACAAUGUGGACGUCAGCGUCGAUGGCCGGCCGAUCUGUGUGACGCUGUGCGACACCGCUGGCCAGGAUGCCCUGGAUCCGCUCCGGCAGCUGUGCUAUCCCUGUUCCGAUGUGUUCCUGCUCUGCUUUUCGGUCGUUCAGCCCGGUUCGUUCCGCUCGGUCGCAACCAAGUGGGAACCGGAAGUGGCCCGGCUACGGGGCUGCUCACUGGUACUGGUCGGAACUCAGUCCGAUCUGCGCAACGACCGAAGCACGAUACUCAGACUGCAGGCUCAAGGAGAGAAACCCGUUCCGGUUUCGGCGGCAUGGGACUUUGCCCGGAAAAUUGGAGCGAAAUAUAUUGAGACCUCUUCGCACAAAAAAGAACGGAUCAAGGAGGUGUUCGAUACCGCCAUCUGGGAUGCGCUGCAGGCACGAGAAUUCGACCGGAAACGACCGCUCUGGAAGCGGAUGCUCUGCAUGACCUGUUGAAUGUUGAACGGUGGAAAUGUGGAAGUGUGUGUGUGUAUGUGGACGCGAUUCGAAUGCUCCAACUCCUCAAGGCAAGAUGAAAAACGCGAAUCGAUUACGAGACUGUUUUUUUGUGUUUUAUCGAGAAUAGUUCUAAUGUUUAGUGUAGAGAAUGUUUGAGCAGUUUGUAAUAUAUUUGAGAGGAAGUUAGUUGAUAGUAACAACGUUGAAAUUAUUCAAACAUCACAGCGUUUUGAAUCGAAAUUCUCUUUUAUUUGUUUAUCUUUGUAUCUGAUCAUGGCUAGAAAGUUUAGUUUAAGAAAAACAUAGUCUUCCGCUUUAUUUCAGGAAUAUUUUUGCUCGAAAACUACAAUAAAUUAUACAGUGCUUUAAUGGUUGUUGUACGAUAAGAACAAAAAGUAUUUGAACAACUUAAACCUGUAAGAAAAAGUUUGUAAUAUAUCGCUAAAGCAUUCGAGCGUCUUGCCAACCCUGCAAUAGUCGGAAAGACGGAAGCUGUCUGAAAAUAUAGCGGAAAAUUUAUCCCAUUGAAAGAAAAUCCAAUUCCAAUUACACGUAGGGAAUGAAUGCCCUCUUCAAAUCAUGAGCAAAAGGGUCUGCUCUUCACAUAGAGUUGCAUUCUGAUGGGUAAUUUAUUCGCCUAACCUCAUUCCGGGCACUGAUGGCAACCUGCCAUCGUCGUCGCUUCCAACAGAUCUGCUCUGGGGAAGCGAGCUCCAUGUACAACAUUUCCCAUUACAACUCUCGGACAAAACACUGCUCUCCGGGGUACUUGGAACCGUUCCAUUAGAA
Messenger RNA from Topomyia yanbarensis, 3544 nucleotides. RefSeq lists its product as uncharacterized. Lineage: Eukaryota; Metazoa; Arthropoda; Insecta; Diptera; Culicidae. Gene Ontology annotation, molecular function: GTPase activity; GTP binding. Gene Ontology annotation, biological process: small GTPase-mediated signal transduction. The record is from RefSeq and is a predicted model, not a curated record. The transcript has 7 exons. Bases 1325 to 2752 code for a protein of 475 amino acids.